UAUAUCACAAAAUACGUUUUAUAUUGGGUUGCAAUGAAAUUAAUCAAUCAUUUAUAUUAGCCUUUUAAAAUGUUCAAAUGCAAUGUAAAAAAGACAAGUAGGCUACCAAAGACAAUACAUUAAUCUAGCCACAAUGCUCUUUGAUUGUAGUUUUGCAGUGACUAUGUUCUGAGACCACAUGAAGGUCUACAUUAUGUACAUGGCAAUAUAAUACAAAUUACUUUUUUAAAACCAUAACAAAUUGCACAAUAAAGGUCAAACAAAGUCAUUCACUAGCACUAGUUGCUCAAGCUGUAAAGGAAAUGACUUGUGGUCAACAUGAUGGUCAACAUCACAUGGUCAUUUAGUUACAUUUUACUGGAAGGAAUUUCAUGUUUUGAAUAAGCAGGUUUAAGGUCAGGUGCUAGAUAGAUAGACUGUCAUAAAUUGUAGGUCAUGACAGUCUCCCCCCCCCCCCCCCUCCAUUCAAGUAAAUUCAAAGGGCAUUAUUGGCAUGGGAAACACGUGUUUACAUUGUCAAAGCAAGUGGAAUAGACAAUAAACAAAAAGGGAAAUAAACAAGGGAAAUAAUACCCCCCACUCUCGCUCGCUCUCUCUCUCUCUCUGUCUCUCUCUAUGCCGAUGAGUGUUUGCUGCCGUCUCUUCGUUUCAUUCUCAGAAUCGCUGGAAACUCUAUUCCACACAUCCCCAGCUUUAUUUAGACCUCAAGCUUCUUUAAACUUUACAUCCCACACAAACAUUCGCGAGGAAAUAUAUUUUAGACCGUUUAUGUUCCCUUCGGUACGCAGAGAUUGCACUGGUGGUCAGAACUUGAAUUAUGAUAAGCAAAAUGGGAGGAAAGUCGUUUCUUGCUCACUGAAGUUGGAGGCUAUCCUAGUGGAAGUGGAAGAGGUGGCGGCAGGUCGGCAACACCACGAGCUCACUCUCUGAGAAAGACUGAGUCCAUCUUUACAACAUACAGUACCUCCUCCAUCGAGGUGGGCUAAGAUACAGUACCUCCUCCAUCGAGGUGGGCUAAGAUGAGUAUAACCAGUGAUGAAGUGAACUUCUUGGUCUACAGAUAUCUUCAGGAGUCAGGUUUCUCCCACUCAGCAUUCACCUUUGGAAUCGAGAGCCACAUCAGCCAGUCCAACAUCAAUGGAACACUAGUGCCCCCUGCUGCCCUCAUCUCCAUCCUGCAGAAAGGCCUCCAGUAUGUGGAGGCAGAGAUCAGCAUCAAUGAGGAUGGCACAGUGUUUGAUGGGCGGCCCAUCGAGUCUCUGUCACUCAUCGACGCGGUUAUGCCGGACGUGGUACAGACGCGGCAGCAGGCCUUCCGCGACAAGCUAGCCCAGCAACAGGCGGCCUGCACCAUGGCAGUUGUUGCCGCUAGCAACCAACUUAACGCAACAAAGAACGGAGAGGCCACCGUGAACGGGGAGGAAAACGGAACACACACCAUCUAUAACCACAGCGAGCCCAUGGAGAUGGAUGUGGACGUGGAGAUCCCAGCCAGCAAGGCCACGGUCCUCCGAGGCCAUGAGUCAGAGGUGUUCAUCUGUGCCUGGAACCCUGUCAGCGACCUGCUGGCCUCGGGGUCGGGAGACUCGACAGCUCGGAUCUGGAACCUUAUUGAGAACAGUAACAGCAGCUCCACCCAGCUGGUGCUCAGACACUGCAUCAGGGAGGGAGGCCAGGACGUCCCCAGCAACAAAGACGUCACCUCACUAGACUGGAAUAGCGAUGGGACACUCUUAGCAACCGGAUCCUAUGAUGGAUUUGCAAGGAUAUGGACAAAAGAUGGUAAUCUGGCGAGCACCUUGGGCCAACAUAAAGGGCCCAUAUUUGCUCUGAAGUGGAACAAGAAAGGAAACUGUAUCCUCAGUGCUGGUGUAGAUAAGACGACAAUCAUUUGGGACGCACACACAGGAGAGGCCAAGCAGCAGUUCCCCUUCCACUCAGCUCCAGCCCUGGACGUGGACUGGCAAAACAACACAACGUUUGCCUCCUGCAGCACAGACAUGUGCAUCCACGUGUGUCGACUGGGCAGCGACCGGCCGCUCAAGACCUUCCAGGGCCACACGAAUGAAGUCAACGCUAUUAAGUGGGACCCAUCAGGGAUGCUACUAGCCUCCUGCUCUGAUGACAUGACUUUAAAGAUCUGGAGUAUGAAGCAGGACUCAUGUGUCCAUGACCUCCAGGCCCACAGUAAAGAGAUUUACACUAUCAAGUGGAGCCCCACCGGCCCAGGCACCAGCAACCCCAACUCCAACAUCAUGCUGGCUAGUGCCUCGUUUGACUCAACUGUGCGUCUGUGGGACGUGGAGCGAGGUGUGUGUAUCCACACCCUGACCAAACACCAGGAGCCCGUCUACAGUGUGGCCUUCAGCCCUGACGGGAAGCACCUGGCCAGCGGCUCCUUCGACAAGUGUGUCCACAUCUGGAACACCAUGACUGGAGCCUUGGUGCAUAGCUACAGGGGGACCGGAGGGAUUUUCGAGGUGUGCUGGAACAGCACAGGAGACAAAGUUGGUGCUAGCGCUUCAGAUGGAUCAGUAUGUGUUCUUGAUCUCAGAAAAUAGCAUCCUGGCAGUGACUGAAGUUGGACCCUGCCAUCAGCGAACACUCUCAUAGCUCAAAGCAGGCCUGGCAACAUGGAGGACAUCCUCAUAGGGUGGACACAGGAGACCUUUUAACUACCAUAACCUACUUAAUUGCAGAGGCAAUCCUCAGUUUGUGGAUUUGUGUCUCCUGUUUAAGACCACAAAGAACAUUUCCUGGGUUAAUUAACAUACUGGACUAAAUCCAAUUUAUUUUGUUCAGCCAUGUUUUAAAAGGUGCCUAAAGAGGAAGUGAAAUGAUGACCUGCCUCGUGGCCAGUGGCCCUGCUGUUAUCUGGCUAGGGUCUGAAUCAUGAGGAAGAGGGUUUGUACAGGAAGAGGUGUGAGGAGAGACAGACCGGUGUUUUGGGUGUGUUUGACAUGAAAUUGUGAAAGAAAGGUUGUGUUUUAGGACUUAUCUAAGCACAUGUUAGCCCUAUGGUGUCCUGAGUUGAGAAACAAUAUGGGAGACAUGAUGAGAGUGACAUUGUUAUUGCUGCACUGGCAUUCUCAAAUUAUGUGAUGUUUAAAUUGUCCUCAGUGGAGAAUAGUUCCUGUUUAAACAGUACUUCUUGCAGAUUCUUCACAAACGGACUUCUGAAAGUCAGAAUUAAAAAAGGUGCCGCUAUGAGGUAGUUCUGUGCUCGCAUUUAAUAACAUCAAGGUCAACCAAAAUCACCAAACUGCCAAGUUUAACUUCUCUAAGUUUGAAUGACAUUUAAUUCACUUUAAAAAGAAAAUAUGCAAAAAGCGUGGGUUAUAAGCAUAUAUUCUCCCUUCUGGAUGUACAUUUAAUGAAUGUAAAGAUAUGUAAAUUAGAAAAAUACACAGACUUUUAUAUACUGUGUAUAUAUGUUUAUAUUCAGUACACUUUAACGUAAUCUUCUAGACGCUCAAUACUGGCUAGAGCUAUCACAUCUUUUCUUUGCUGAUACUCAGUUACAAGACCCUGAUUCAAUUUAAUGCAUGUCAGAUAGAUGUUUCUUUUGUUACCAUGUAUGUUAUUUUAUUCUGCCAUAUAUGUGUGUAUCAGGUUGGUGUGUUAAGUCAGGUGGCGCUGAAGUGGACUGUAGUCAUUUCACUGAUGGCUCUUUACACUUUAAGCCAUGGAGAUCUGUGCCUCAACGUAACUGCAUGGACCAUGGGUAAUGAUGAAUGGGAUAAAGAUGGGAUGUUACAUUCUGUAGGCUCUACCUGUUUUGUCGGGGUUACCCCUGGCUCAGGUCUGGGAUGUGAAACAGGACCUGUCUGUAUUCAGCCCUAAUGACAACCAUUGAAAUGGAAAUCAGAACAGACAGAGAGCAUGCUGACUGAGAAGGAGUGGAUGCUGUGAACAUUUGUAUUGUGUUGUCUUAAUGUUGCUUUAGUAGCAAAGUGUCAUCACUAGUCAUCUACUGAGCUUUUCUUACAGUACUCCUUUGUUUGGCAGCGUGAUUGUUCUGGUGGAAACCCAGGUUACACGCUGACUGAUCAACCAGGCUCUGAUUGGUCAAGUGGAAGUCCUGCUGUAGCUUCUAAGCUGUGAUUGGUUGAGUUGGGUUGAGGUCCCGACAUUGCCACCGCCUGAUCUAAUUGGUCAGAUUGGACUUAUUAUUUGACUUGGCUGUAUGAUGGAUUUAGCUUUAAUUGUGUGCAGUAUGUCUACUUGUACUUAUCGUGGUCUAACGUGACAGUCUUUUCAAACUAACAAGCCACCACUUUGAGAAUGCCUUUUUUUCUGGUCUAUUCUUUCAGUCAAGCUAAUUUUUAGAGCACUUUUUCAGAAGGUAGGCUCAGCUUUUGUUUGGUUUUGUGCUGAAAGAGGAAGGCCAGCAUUUUACAUCAUUUUUAUAUAUAUAUAUAAUCGGGCGUUGAUGUUUUUUUGCUGAGAGCCAAUAUUGUCUGUGUCAGACUGAGAAUCGGGCUGUGGUUGGUGGCCAUCUUGGCAUGUUGAGAAGCCCAGUGUGGAAUAAAGUGCUGUUACUGACAGCGAUCUCUCUCCCACCCCAGUCUAGGAUAUGGUCAUCUGUUUCCAAGACUAAACAAUGAAUUCACACUCAAUGUCUCAAAUAAAUCACUCUAUUUUGAUAUGAGAAAA
This is a messenger RNA of Salmo salar (Atlantic salmon), 4656 nucleotides long. Its product is annotated as F-box-like/WD repeat-containing protein TBL1X. NCBI's taxonomy places the organism in Eukaryota, Metazoa, Chordata, Actinopteri, Salmoniformes, Salmonidae. Gene Ontology annotation, molecular function: transcription corepressor activity; protein binding. Gene Ontology annotation, biological process: regulation of transcription by RNA polymerase II. The record is from RefSeq and is a predicted model, not a curated record. Gene Ontology annotation, cellular component: histone deacetylase complex.